Molecule: messenger RNA, 1668 nt
Organism: Protopolystoma xenopodis
Lineage: Eukaryota; Metazoa; Platyhelminthes; Monogenea; Polystomatidea; Polystomatidae
Source: the annotation of a GenBank genome assembly
GCGCAGGCACGGUUGAGUCAAUUGACACGCUUGAUCGCGCACGAAGAAGGCUUGACCUUUCAGACGGAGGCGCGUCUUCUGCAUCUGCGCCAGCAGCACCGACGCGUGACCGAGACCUGUCUCCGACUGCAGAUCGCGACGGCCAGCAACACCGGCCAAACGGAGCGUGUCGACCAACGAGUUGCCAGACUCGAGUCGUGUCGCGAGACGGCGCGACGCUGCAAGCGUCUCUUCAACCGUUGGCAAGACCUGGCAGGCGGCAUUCGCGUCCUCGUCCGCAUCUACAGCCACCCGACCCGCCAACCUGCCACCAACGCCGACGCCAACGCCAACGGCGAUGCCGACUGGACGCCGGGCUACACCACCGGUUGCCUUAUGGUACCGUCGCCGGAUGAGGUGGGCGUGUUGUCGCGUACAGCCUCGAGCGGGGACGAGGCGAUCGGCGAGGAGAGGCCGAACGAAGCGCACAGCGUUCGACUCUUUCACGUCAACGAGGUUCUGCACUCGGCCUCGCCGGAGGCCGAUCAGUUGGCCGAUCUGGCGCGCCGCGUCGCCGGCCACCUCUCGGGCGGCCGCAGCUCGGCCGUCAUCUGCUACGGGCCUCGGGGCACGGGCAAAACGCAUACUUGCCUGUACGGGGCCGGCCGGCGUCUACACGACGGACUGGCCGGACUGGUGGUACAGGCGCUGUUGGAGGCGCACCAACUGCACGACUUUGGCUGGUUGAUCGGAGCCGGCGGAGGCGCGACCAACGGAUCAUGGCUGGCUGUGUCUCUGCUCGAGGUCUACAAUGAACGUGUCACUUGUCUGCUGUCCGGUCGCGAUGUACAAAUGCGUGACGACGGUCGCAGAAUGCAUGUGGUCGGACAACUCGAACGUCCCGUUCGACAUGUCGACAAUUUUGUCGAGGUGUUGCGUACCGCAAUCGCCGCCCGACGGACGGCCUGUCUGGCCGGCCAGGCUCGUCACGCCUCUCGGUCACACAUGAUCAUGAUGUUGCGUCAUCGAUCCGAGGCGACGUCCGGUUGGACGUCGGGCUGGCUGAAUGGCGGCUGUGUGCGGUCGGAGAGUCGAAGUGGAAGCAAUCAGUCGUCGCGGGCCUACUCGCAGACGGUCAGUGAUUCGGCGCCGUCGACGCGACGAGGCGUGGACGGUCCGGGUCAGGCAAUCAGGCAUGGCAACUACGAGGAUUACGAGAACUGCAAGGAAGAGGAGGAGGAGGAGGAGGCUGAGGGCACUUUUAUUUUGGCCGAUUUGGCCGGCUACACCGUCAGCGGUCUGGACGCCGGUGAAGCUGAACUAGCAACGUCCGGUUCAGGAUCAGUUGGUCGGCGUGGUGGAGUGAAACGGCCCAAUCGUUCGUUCAGUUGCCGUGGCGACUCGAGAGGAGCUGAAGCGAAACGUCUGUGGCGAAUGGAGGCGAGUGAGAUCAACCGAUCAUUGGGCGCAUUUCGACAAGUGCUGCACUGUCUUAGCUCGAGUGAACGACAAGUGGUGGCGCCCUUUCGAAAUAGCCGGCUAACACAACUAUUGAAGCCCUGUUUCGCCGGAGACACACAGACAACGCUGGUGUUGAACCUGACCGGCGAUCGACGUCACCAACAGGCGACAACGCACUGCCUCGAGUUGGGUCAGGUCGCUAUGGGUCUGGCAUUCGGACACAACUAG